This is a messenger RNA of Cicer arietinum (chickpea), 1260 nucleotides long. The record is from RefSeq and is a predicted model, not a curated record. Lineage: Eukaryota; Viridiplantae; Streptophyta; Magnoliopsida; Fabales; Fabaceae.
AUGGAUUGUGGUACUAUUGAAGAUGAAGGUAUCAGGGUUGACAACCUUGAUGAUGAUGACAACGCAUGUUGUUGGGAGCCUGCAACAGGGAUGUGUUUUUAUUGCUUAGAAGAAGUCAAAUCAUUUUAUGAAGAGUAUGCUUCGAAAAAGAAUUUUGGGUGGAAGAUUAGAUCUUCAAGAAAAGGGCAAGGUGGGGAGCCCUAUUUCUUCUAUGACAUAGAUUUGGAUGAUGAUUUUCACGUAAGAAAUGUGUUUUGGGCUAACGGAAGAAGUAGAGCUGCUUAUGAAUACUUUGGAGAUGUUGUGAAUUUUGACACAACAUAUUUGACUAAUAAGUAUAACAUGCCUUUUGUUGCGUUUGUUGGUGUGAAUCACCAUGGUCAAUCAACAUACUUGGAUGUGGAAUGUUGUCAGGAAAGGCCCCUCUGGCUCGGUCAAUAUAGUGAAUAUAAAAAGAUUAAGUUUGCAUUGAAAGAAGCGGUUUAUGACACAGUCACAAAAGAGGCAUUUGAAGAAAAAUGGUGUUCUUUCAUCAAAAAAUUUGAGCUUCAACAAAAUGAUUGGUUGAAUGGAUUGUAUAACGAACGUCAAAGAUGGGCACCAACCUUGCUAAGGAAAUAUUUUUGGGCAGGUAUGUCUACUACACAGCAAAGUGAGAGUAUACAUUCUUUCUUUGAUGGUUAUAUCAAUUCAACGACAAGUUUAAAUCAAUUUGUAAAACAAUAUGAUAAUGCUCUCAAAAGUCGAGCAGAAAAAGAAUUUGAAGCAGAUUUUAAUUCGAUGGAUACUACAAUUUCUUGUGGGUCAAACUCGUCAAUUGAAAAGCAAUUCCAAGGUGAAUACACUCGUGCCAAAUUUAAGGAAGAUCAAACAGAAUUUAGAUCUAAAAUGAAUUGUGCUGCUUCCUUUUACAGUGUGAAAGAAUUGAAGCCACAAAUUGACAGGUUUGACAAAUUGUGCAAACAUUUCUAUGAAGUUGUUGAAGUAGUUGCAGAGUCUGAAGAUGCGACUAAGGCACUUCAUGAAAUAUUAUAUCAAUUUAAUUCUAAUGUGCCCACCAUGGAUACUACGAUUAACAAGGUUAAAAGAAGUUUUAUUGAUGCUUCAAGUCCAAACAAUGAUAAUGAAAUUCACAGUCCUUUGCGGGUCAAGCGUAAAGGUCGCCCUCCAUCAAAAAGAAAAAUAUCUAUAGUUGAAAAAAUCGUUGGAGGUAAUACAUUAUUCUGGGAUCUUUUGUCACAAUUCGGCACAACUAUGUGA